AUGAACAUUCCCUUUUGGUACGCUAAAUGGAUCGGAAAUGAGUCUUUAACGAAGGCUUUCUCGGAGAUCUUUGUGCAGGCAGUGGAUGAUAAAAUUGUUGUAGUUCCAGCAGGUAUUUGGACUUAUACCGGGUGGUCCUGGCAGCUAACGGACCUUAUGUUUGACAGUAACAGGAUUCUGCCGCACAUUUGGCUGGAAUUUUGUGAAGUAGCUUCACUAAUGUUGCUGCAGGAAAAUGUGCAGGAUACAUACAUGUGGAAGCAAGAUAUCGAAGGAAUAUUUUCGAUAAAAUCUUGUUUUGAUUUGUUUAGUGAGAAUCUUUCUAGUCCACCUCUUUCGAUGAUGCCGUGA
Messenger RNA from Vicia faba (fava bean), 351 nucleotides. The record is from the annotation of a GenBank genome assembly. NCBI's taxonomy places the organism in Eukaryota, Viridiplantae, Streptophyta, Magnoliopsida, Fabales, Fabaceae.